Messenger RNA from Microthlaspi erraticum, 252 nucleotides. The record is from the annotation of a GenBank genome assembly. NCBI's taxonomy places the organism in Eukaryota, Viridiplantae, Streptophyta, Magnoliopsida, Brassicales, Brassicaceae.
AUGGUGAAUAGUGGUGAUCAUGAUAUGGUGGUGCCUUUCAUUGCAACUCAAGCUUGGAUAAGAUCUCUCAAUUACUCCAUCAUUGAUGACUGGAGGCCUUGGAUGAUAAACGAUCAAAUCGCUGGAUACACGAGAACUUAUGCCAAUAAGAUGACAUUUGCUACUGUCAAAGGAGGUGGACACACGGCAGAGUAUAAACCAAAUGAGACAUUUAUCAUGUUCCAAAGGUGGAUCAGUGGCCAUGGCCUUUAG